This is a messenger RNA of Nicrophorus vespilloides, 657 nucleotides long. RefSeq lists its product as uncharacterized. NCBI's taxonomy places the organism in Eukaryota, Metazoa, Arthropoda, Insecta, Coleoptera, Silphidae. Bases 117 to 524 code for a protein of 135 amino acids. The transcript has 4 exons. The record is from RefSeq and is a predicted model, not a curated record.
ACGCUUUCCUCCUCCUCCUUCCUUACUUAUUUCCAUGCGAACGUUUCGUAAUCGAACAAACAAAGGGCGUCUCGUUGCGUCGACAAACGAUAAAUCGGAAUCCCGAUCGGAAAAAGAUGAAUAAUUUCGUGCUUAAAGAUGGAGUGAUGAAGGAGCAGAUCGGAACUGAGAGGAGGACGAGCGAGAGAUGGGGAAAGAGGUGGUCGUUCCUAUUGGAUUCCGAUCAGCGUUGUCUGCAAAUAGCACGCGAGCCGAGUAUUAGUGAGCAGCAGGAAUACAGCGUAGGCGGCAGGGGGACGAUGACAACAAGGAGAAAAGGACCUAAGCUUCCAGCUGUGUCUACACGAGAUCCGGAAUCUUCCGGGCCGAUGCCCUUGACUACUACAGGUGAAGUCGGUUGGCGAAGUUCCAAGGCUUGCUGCAAUCUGGAGACGCUGGGCCCUUUGUACGUGAGCCCCAGGACCACAAUGGAUCCGCCUUUUGGUGAACCGACGUCCGACUUCAAAUACAUAAUGUUGGGAUAAUGGGACUCCUCUUAAGACACGUCUCACAUCAACUGCAUUUGAUGCUUUUACAAGUCUCCUCUACAUGUCUAAAAGUCUUUACAUCUACAUCUUUAAAUGACUUGGAUAUCAUAAUUAUAACAUAUUGUUAGUC